Messenger RNA from Cavia porcellus (domestic guinea pig), 2600 nucleotides. It is a transcript of the gene Tmem130, whose product is annotated as transmembrane protein 130. Lineage: Eukaryota; Metazoa; Chordata; Mammalia; Rodentia; Caviidae. Gene Ontology annotation, cellular component: plasma membrane. The transcript is spliced from 8 exons. Bases 149 to 1423 code for a protein of 424 amino acids. The record is from RefSeq and is a predicted model, not a curated record.
CGGCGGCGGCGACGCGCAGCGACACGGUGUACCCUGGCGAGGACGAGCGAGCGCUGCGCCUGCACCUCCACGCACAGCCCGCGCGCACGCCGGGGAGAGCAGCCUUGGAGCUGGAGCCCCGCGCCUUCUGCUUCGCGCACCUCCUGCGAUGGCUCUCGCCAUCCGCGCUCGCUUAGGCCGCGUUCUCUGGCUUGCCUGCCUCCUGCCCUUGGCCCCGGUGAGGGUGGCUGCAGAUCUUUAUGAACUCAGCCUUACAACUGAUGGCCCAGCCACCACGGGGACAGAGGUGACCGUCUCAGCCAGCCUGGUGGCCAAAGACAAUGGCAGCCUGGCUCUGCCUGCCGACACCCACGUCUGCCGCUUCCACUGGGUCCACACCCCACUGAUGCUCACCAGCAAGGUGGAGAAGGACCUUAGCUCAACUAUCCGUGUGGUGAGCAACGCGCCUGGGGACUUCCCGGUCUCUGUCUGGGUCACUGCUGCCAACUGCUGGAUGUGCCAUCAGCUGGCCCGGAGUGCUGUCACUCUCCCCAUCACAAAUUUCCUCAUAGGAAAAAUCGUGGUCUCUCAGAAUACCUCCCUGCCCUGGCCCAGCUCAUACCUCACCAAGACAGUCUUGAAAAUCUCCUUCUUCCACCAUGACCCAAGCAACUUCUUCAAGUCAGCCUCCUUUCUCUACCGCUGGGACUUCGGUGAUGGGACUCUGCUGGUGACAGACAACUCCGUGGUCUAUUAUAACUAUUCAGUUAUUGGAACCUUCACGGUGAAGCUUAAGGUGGUGGCUGAGUGGGAGGAGACAAAACCAGAUGGCACCUCGAAGGGCAUUGUGCAGAGGACUGGCGACUUCUCUGCCUCGCUGAAGCUGCAGGAAACCCUUCGAGGCAUCCAGGUUUUGGGGCCCACCCUGACUCAGACCUUUCAGAAGGUGACUGUAACCUUGAACUUCCUGGGGAGCCCCCCUCUGACUAUGUGCUGGCGCCUCAAGCCCGAGUGCCUCCCGCUGGAGGAAGGGGAGUGCCACCCUGUGUCUGUGGCCAGCACGGAGUACAACCUGACCCAUACCUUCCGUGACCCUGGGGACUACUGCUUCAGCAUCCGGGCCGAGAACGUCAUCAGCAAGACGCAUCAGUACCACAAGGUCCAGGUGUGGCCUUCCAGACUUCAGCCGGCUGUCUUUGCUUUCCCGUGUGCCACACUUAUCACCGUGAUGCUGGCCUUCAUCAUGUACAUGACCCUGCGGAAUGCCACCCAGCAGAAGGAAGUGGUGGAGAACCCGGAGCCGCCCUCUGGGGUCAGGUGCUGCUGCCAGCUGUGCUGUGGGCCUUUCUUGCUGGAGUCGUCAUCUGAGUACCUGGAAAUUGUCCGAGAGAACCACGGGCUGCUUCCGCCCCUCUACAAGUCUGUCAGAACAUACACUGUGUGAGCACCCCCCCUGUACCCUGGAUCAGUGUUCACUGAUGGCCAGACUGGGAGCUUGGAGCAGGGUGGUGUGUGACUGUGCAGGAUGGGUCAUGUGGCCAAUUGCCUAUGCUGGCCAUUGAUCUGUACAGUCUGGUUGCUGCCGCAAGACCCUUGCAGCCACCUCCCCAGUCAUCUGCCCAUCUGUACAGUGCAGCCACUGCUGUGAGCCUCUCUCAGUCACCCCAACCCCACCCCGUGCCAAGCAGGACCCUGACACUUGGUGUGUUCCCUUGGGAUUCUCCCAGGGGGCUGGCUUCCCCUCACCCAUUCCUCUCUGACUGGCACAUCUGCCAUCCAUUGAGAGCUCACAGUUCCUUCCCUGAGAAAGCUGUCUCUAUGCCAGAACUGGAAAGGAGGUCACAGAUGGUCCAGGAUGCAUAGCAGAAGGUCAUGCUGGCAGCUGGGCAUCCUGUAAAGAGGAGGGUGUACACAUACACACACAUACACACACACACACACACACACACACAGAAAUGCACACUGGUCGUGGAUCAUCUCCAUGAUUCACUCUGUAUCUGCUAGGGCUAUUGCUGGAGUGCACUUGAACUAGAGCUCAGAUGAGACCUGCCUUUUCCCCUAGGCCAUCUGCAUCUAGCUCCUGGGUUGGGCCUCUCCCUUUACGCUUUGUCCCUGCCACUAUUAGGAGGUCACCCUACUUUCUGCCUGCUUGCUGGGAGCAGGUUGAGUGUGUGCAGAGUGCUUUAUAUCCAUUGAGAAAAAGGUGUUGCAGGAAAAGGACAGGUUGAGGUCAUGGGGACAUGGGUUCCUCAUGUGUGAGUAUCAGUCAUGGGGCACCUUAGCUCCCUAGCUGCUCCCAAGAUGACCUUGGGAUGGAAGAAGCAGGCUGAUCAGAGCUGGAGCAGAGGAGCCAGCCACUCUCGUCACCUCCAGCCCAGUGAUGGGAGACGCAGAACUUGCAGGAGACAGCAAGGAGAUGAGGAGGCUCCCCCAUGCAGGGUGGUAGCCUGCAGCUGUUGGAGAGAGACUGGCUGGACCACAGAGCCAAGGCUCUGUCGCUGUAACCAUUUGCUCUCAGACUUUGUGCCAAAAAUUGUGUUUACAUUGUCACGUGGCUCAUUCCCAUGAAAUAGUGCCAUUAUUGCUCAAUAAAGCUUGAGUACUCUGAGUGUUGCCAAGCA